Molecule: messenger RNA, 771 nt
Organism: Drosophila hydei
Lineage: Eukaryota; Metazoa; Arthropoda; Insecta; Diptera; Drosophilidae
Exons: 2
Coding region: 81-752 (223 amino acids)
Source: RefSeq, a predicted model, not a curated record
AAUAAGAAAAUUUAUAUAAACAGAAUAUUUUAAAUUGAUCGUUUUGUUUUCUUUUAAAUACAAAAUUAUUAAGUUAAAGAAUGGCCAAUAAUAACACAGUCACCAAACUCAUUAAUGUAAGCGAGGAGGCAGCGCCAGCAGUCCAUAUUCCCGUUCAAGUGGGUAAUGAGUUGUUUGUGGUUGUUCAACAGGACAUAAGACGGAUCGAGGAUAUACGUCAAAUAAGCUAUAAUCGCGUGCUUUCCAGUCAUCACAUACUCCCCAUGUUCACUCAACUCAAUGCUAAUGUUUUUGGCACCUGUGCGCCAACUUCGCAAUCUUUCAUUCCAUUCAUUUCGCCCAGUCCGCAACAGAAUACUUCCAUCUUUUCAGCUGCUCCACCAUGCGGUUUGAACGACGUUGAUAUGGAAAAGCAGCCCUCGCAGAUUGUGGCGAACGUAUCUAAGCAAAUAUUUUGGUCCAAACAGUCCAAGUCAACUUCACCAUAUCCGAUACGUUACAGCAUUACCACAUCGACCACUGAACUUCAAGAAAAGAAGCCGAUUGACAGCGGGAAAAACGCUGAAGAUAAAAAACAUUGUAGUUGCCAAACAUGGUGUAAACCUAUUGGCACUUCAUGCAACAGAGAAACGCAAACCAAUGCGCAGGCAAAAAACGAGGGGGAAUCGACGAAUCCCAAAAAAAAUCGAUCCACUCAAAGCCUGCAGAAGAAAAUAUCUGAGCAACCUUUGCCCAAGCAGCGUCACAGUUAAUGCUCCCGCCGAUCGAAAU